CUCCUGGGCGUCCGGGGCAACCCCGUGCCUUGCUUGCCCAAUGAGGAAAAGGCGCGGGGUGGGGCGGGGCUAGGGCCGGAGCGGAAGUGGUGCCCGGAGCGGAAGUGGAGCUGCCGCCACUGCCGCCGCCGAUUCCGGAGCCGGGGUAGCUGCCGCCGCUGCCGCCACUGCAGCCGCUGCAGUCUCCACCGCCGCCACCUGAGGAGUGGGCUUGGGAAGGAAGCGGUCACUGAGUUUGGAGCUUCUCUUGGAAGCGUCUUUGCCCUUUGUAGACCUUCCACGGGAAUGACAAUGGAUAAAAGUGAGCUGGUACAGAAAGCCAAACUUGCUGAGCAGGCUGAGCGCUAUGAUGAUAUGGCUGCAGCCAUGAAGGCAGUCACGGAACAGGGGCAUGAACUCUCCAAUGAAGAGAGAAAUCUGCUCUCGGUCGCCUACAAGAAUGUAGUAGGUGCUCGCCGUUCUUCCUGGCGUGUCAUUUCCAGCAUUGAACAGAAAACAGAAAGGAAUGAGAAGAAGCAGCAGAUGGGCAAAGAGUACCGUGAGAAGAUUGAGGCAGAGCUGCAGGACAUCUGCAACGAUGUUCUGGAGCUGUUGGACAAAUAUCUUAUUCCCAAUGCGACACAACCAGAAAGUAAGGUGUUCUACUUGAAAAUGAAAGGAGAUUAUUUCAGGUAUCUUUCUGAGGUGGCUUCUGGAGACAAUAAACAAACCACUGUAUCGAACUCCCAGCAGGCUUACCAGGAAGCAUUUGAAAUUAGCAAGAAAGAAAUGCAGCCUACACACCCAAUUCGACUUGGCCUGGCACUUAACUUCUCAGUCUUUUACUAUGAGAUUCUAAACUCUCCUGAAAAGGCCUGCAGCCUGGCAAAAACGGCAUUUGAUGAGGCGAUUGCUGAAUUGGAUACGCUGAAUGAAGAAUCUUAUAAAGACAGCACCCUGAUCAUGCAGUUACUUAGGGACAAUCUCACUCUGUGGACGUCAGAAAACCAGGGAGAUGAAGGAGAUGCUGGGGAGGGAGAGAACUAAUGUCUGUCGUGCUUUGUGAUCUGUUCAGUGUCACUCUGUACCCUCUACAUAUAUCCCUUUGUGCGAUAAAAAAGGAAAAAAAAAGAAUCGUACAUCGACUUUCGAUUUUUCACAGCCUCAGCCUAGCAAAAAUGGUUCAUAGGAUAAACAGCUGGUAUUUGUACCUAAAACUCAGAUCGGUCACAUAAAUGCCACGGCAUUCUGAAGUCUUGAUUUUGAUUAACAUUGACAGGAUUACUGUGUGUUUAAAUUUUUUUUUUUUUUUUAACUGAACACUGUGAUUAUGGGGUUUUGUAAUUUAGCAGAAUUCUUACUGGUAGAAAAAAUAGACCUGAAUUAUGUGUAACAUUUUGGAAAGUUUAAUCUGAUAUCAAAAUAGUCACUGAAAUACAAUUCCAUUGUAAAGUUGUACAGAAAGUUAUAGAGAUUAUAUUGUGAUGCUGGGACUUGGAGUGAGACACCUAUCAUUUGGCAUUCAAGUUUAAUGGUAAUUCACAGUAAUUCUGCUUGUUCAGAGCUUAUAUGCACUUGACCAGUUUGGAGUGUUGCCACUCAAAAGUUCAUGACCACAAAUGUCCACAGUGUCUUCCUCUAAGAAAACUCAAAGCCUGAAAUUCUUGUGGCAGAUAACUGGCUUAUGACACCUUGAAAGUUAUAGUGCUUUUCUGACUAACUCCCCUUUCCUACAGCAGUGUGUUUACCAAUUUGCAACUUGUGCUUUAAUAGUAGAAUCUGUUCAUUGUUACCACUAAGCUAAAGAAAAAAAAAAAAAGCCGUGUGUUUUAUGAAUGGCCUUAUCUGUUUUCUGGAUAAUAUCUUUAAGAAUAAUGUUCUGAGUUAGGCACAGUGGUGCUGCCUAUAGUCCCAACUACUUGGGAGGCUGAAACAGGAGGAUCACUUGAACCCAGUUCAAAGCUGUAGUGCCAGGCUAUGAAUGCACCUUUGAUUAGCCACUGCACUCCAGCCUGAGCAAUAUAGCAAGACCUUGUCUCUUUAAAAAAAAGAAAGAAAGAAAAAAUGAUCUGUAGAGAUUGCCUUUCACUUGAGGAGUACUCAGUCUUCAGGUUCCUUCUAGCUCGGGGCUUUUAAAUUUUGAAAUCUAAACAUUCUUUCCCACUAUCCUUUGUGACUGUUGACUUUGGUUUUCUCUUUUUAAAUUUAUGUCUUUCUGCUUCCUUACAUUUUUUCUUUUUGAAUUCUAUCUUUAUCUGUCUUAUGUUCACUUCUUAAUGCUAUAUAUGGGCAGGGGUGAGAGACACUGGUGAGCACUUUGGUGAGCAAGCCUUGCUUUAAAGAGUUGAGAAGAGCUUCUGGCACCAUAGCUCUGACUUCCUCCGGUUCUCAACAUGGUUGUGGCUCUUCAGUCAUACCAAGAUCUGAAUCAAAAAAGUAUUUUUAAAUAUCCAUGAUUUCUCCCUGUAUCGCAGCCGACCCUGAUAAUGCUUGUUAGUACCUAUCACCAGAUCUCCCAAGUGUACUCAUCCAGCUCAGUUCUCAGAUGUGUUUAAACAAGACCCUAUAAUGCAGGGAUGUUGUGAGGACACUGCAGUGGAGAGAAUCAAGAAUAGCCAGGUCCGUCGGUCUCACAGCAUCACCCCUCUACUGUUAACAUUCCAUGUAGCUAUAGAGUUCAUCUGUGCCCAUCUGCUGAAAUGAGAAAAGAAAAACUCAUGCACUGAUUUAAAACAAACCAAAAAAAGAAAAAAAAAGUCCCUCUCUCCUUUCUAGCUGAACAAAAAUGUGCAGUUAAUACUUGGCGCUUGAAAAUGCAGUAGUGAAUGUGGAAACAAGCCUGUCUGUAUAUCUGGUAGCUCUUUCUUGCUUUGUUUUUCCUUGCCAGUAUUCUGCCUAAUGUUUGCUUCUGUGAUGGUUAUAUGCCUAGCAAGCACACCCGUGGUUGUGAAAAUAGUAUAGCAAAAAACAACAAAAAAAGAAAAAUCCCCGAUUAUUGAUGUACUAGAUUUGUGUAUGUCUUUUAAACAGUUCUAGUUUCACCUUACGCAAAAUAAUCAGGAAAAGUGUAAAAAUUCAAAAGUGAAAUAAAAAGUUUUGUCAGUUA
Carlito syrichta (Philippine tarsier) is the source of this 3085-nucleotide messenger RNA. RefSeq names its product tyrosine 3-monooxygenase/tryptophan 5-monooxygenase activation protein beta (gene YWHAB). Lineage: Eukaryota; Metazoa; Chordata; Mammalia; Primates; Tarsiidae. Bases 286 to 1026 code for a protein of 246 amino acids. The record is from RefSeq and is a predicted model, not a curated record. The transcript has 6 exons. Gene Ontology annotation, biological process: signal transduction. Gene Ontology annotation, cellular component: cytoplasm.